CCGGGCUGAUCAGACACGACCAUCAACCAUAUAAAGCGCCGCUACCUGCGCGGAUCGGAGAAGAUAAAGAGGAUGGAUGAGAACACGCCUCUCAUAAACACAGGUCCAGCGAGAACAAGCAAUAGCAGGCUGUUCCUGGCAGUGUUUUCAGCAGUUCUGGGCAACUUCAAUUUUGGGUUCGCCAUGGUGUACCCCUCCCCCGUCAUCCCCCAGCUCCGGGUCAUUGACAACCCCCAUCUGAGGUUGGACACUCAGCAAGUGGCCUGGUUUGGGUCCAUCUUUUCCCUGGGUGCGGUUUCGGGCGGUCUGGGUGCCAUGCUGCUGAAUGACCGCAUGGGCAGGAAGCUGAGCAUCAUGGCGUCCGCUGUGCCCUCUUCUGUGGGCUACCUGGUUAUGGGCGCGGCUCAGGAGGUGUGGAUGCUUCACCUGGGUCGUUUCCUCACAGGGAUCGCUGCGGGCAUGACAGCUGCCUCUAUACCUGUGUAUGUGUCAGAGAUCUCCCAUCCUGCAGUGAGGGGUGUCCUGGGAUCCACUCCACAGAUGACCGGUGUGUGCGGAUCCCUGGUUCUCUACGCUCUGGGUCUGGUGUUGCCAUGGCGAUGGCUGGCGGUUGCUGGGGAGGUGCCCGCUGUGCUGAUGGUGCUGCUGCUGUGUUUCAUGCCUGACUCGCCACGCUACCUCAUCGCCCAGGGGAAAGAGGACCGCGCCCACCGGGCCCUGGUGUGGCUGCGGGGCCCCGGGGCCGACAUCACCUCUGAGUUCAACAGGAUCAAGCAGAGCAUAGCAGCACAGAGCCGGGUCAGCUGGGCGGAGCUUGGCAAGCCCUUCUACUAUAAGCCUAUCCUGAUCUCAGUGGUGAUGCGGUUCCUGCAGCAGAUGACAGGGAUAACCCCCAUCUUGGUUUAUCUGGAGCCCAUCUUCCAUCUGACCAGGGUGUCCCUGGAGCCCAGGUAUGAUGCCACUCUGGUGGGUGCGGUGCGGCUGCUGUCUGUGAUUAUUGCGGCGAGUUUGAUGGACAAAGCUGGCAGGAAGGCCCUGCUCUUCACUUCAGGUUACGCCAUGGGAUGGGGCCCCAUCACCUGGCUGCUGAUGUCAGAGGUGCUGCCGCUGUCGGCACGGGGCGUGGCGUCCGGUCUGUGCGUGGGGGUCAGCUGGGUCACCGCCUUCGUCCUGUCCCAGCUCUUCAUGCACGUGGUGGAGGCCUGGGGCCUGUUUCUGCCCUUCCUGUUCUUCUGUGUUGUGUGUGUCAUCAACAUCAUCUUCACUGCUGUGUGUGUACCCGAGACCCGUGGACGAUCUCUAGAAGAGAUUGAGAACUACUUCCGAACUGGACGCACCUUCACUAUCAGUGAGACCUGACAUACUGCCCCAAACUGAGUCUGGACUGACCUCUGACCCCCAGCUGUGCCCCCCCCCCCCUUCCCAGAACAGGCAACCACUAAAAACCUUCACUUCUACAUCAGAGUACCCAGAGCUGCAGCUCAAACAGAUCAGUCAGUCUGAUUGCGAUGACACUGGAAAGCUGUCUGCAUUUCCCCUCAGUCCAGAGUAUGGAAGCACCUGCAGCUCAGACAGGUGGCGUUACCUGUUGGCUUUGGGCUUUAGGUGUUCAGAUGGUUAUGUUUAACCUAACCUUAACCCCCUGGAGUCCCCUGCAUUGUCGCUGAUGCAGAUUUUUUCCCCCGCAGUUUCACUUGAACAUAGAUUAAAUGCUUCAUACCCCGUUGGUUUAUAAACAUCAUAUUAGCAUUGACAGAAACCUCAAAGUGUUUCCUUUUAAAUAAACCUAAUGAAAAAACAAAUUAUCGUUUGAAAAGUAUCUAAAAUAAGUGAAAUAUACAGCUAUGCACAUUCCACAGACAAAGUUCCGUCAGGACAGUGCAAACCCAACCCCCCUAUUUGCAACUUUAUUCACAUGAUAACGACCAGCCGAUUAGUUUCGGUAAUGCGGGAGGAGCUAAGUCAUGCCCAUGGGAGAAUGCCCAUGGUGAACAAGAUAAAAUGCCAUGCAGGUUCAAGCAUAAUUCAUUUAGAGACAUUUCUCAGUAUCACUAUCGGAGAUUUGCGUGUUGUGUAGGCAAACGUUACUUGAAAUUAGCUAAGUUAGCUGCAUCUUGUGUGGGCUAAGGUUUAUUGAAAUUCGCCAAGGUGCUGGGUACUUGGAAUUCUUGGGCUUUUUGUGUGAGAAUUCGGCAUAUAAACACUGUCAUUUGAAUAGUGAAGAUACUGUAAGCUUUGUGCAGUCCAUUUUUUUUCAUAACCCAUCAUAAGUUGCCUGUUUUUAUGUGAAUUCUU
Molecule: messenger RNA, 2295 nt
Organism: Megalops cyprinoides (Indo-Pacific tarpon)
Lineage: Eukaryota; Metazoa; Chordata; Actinopteri; Elopiformes; Megalopidae
Gene: slc2a6
Product: solute carrier family 2 member 6
Exons: 9
Coding region: 73-1359 (428 amino acids)
Biological process (GO): transmembrane transport
Cellular component (GO): membrane
Molecular function (GO): transmembrane transporter activity
Source: RefSeq, a predicted model, not a curated record